AUGCCGGCGCCAGGCAUGCCGCUGGAUGGGGGGACUUCGGACAGUGCCAUGCUACCGGAAUCAAUGACCGGUCAGCGUCGACCACCAUCUCAAUCCUCUUCCCCUAACCCAAAAGGGGACCGAGAAUUCCAGCAAAUGAAAAAGCGAGCAAAAGCUACGGUGCUAAUACCAGACAAUAACCCCGACCAUGAUGAGAUGCUCGGGGAUGGGGCGACGGGCAGCCACAACAUCCCUGAUACUUCCUCCCACCGCCGGACUACAUGGGGAUCCGUCGCGGGGGCGGCGAAAAGGUUAUUCAGUGACGCGGUGAUAAUGGAUUUGUGGUACACCGCGGACUCGGACUCAUAA
Molecule: messenger RNA, 348 nt
Organism: Linum trigynum
Lineage: Eukaryota; Viridiplantae; Streptophyta; Magnoliopsida; Malpighiales; Linaceae
Source: the annotation of a GenBank genome assembly